AUGUCGCCCCCUCCCGCUCAGCUCGUCAUGCCCCCGGUCCCCGGCACCGAUCCCAGCUUGCUCUUCUUCGGCGCCACCAGAGACUUGGCUCGAGCCUACGACACCUACUCCCUUUCGUCCUCCUCCACCGACAGCGACACCGCCGCGUCCAUCCUCGGACACCAGGCCAUCAUCGGAUACCAGACCAUGGCGUACGGCGAUCAGCAAGACGCAGCCGGCGCCGGCGGACAGGCCGCAGGCGGCAGCAUGAAGGACCGCAUGUGUCCCAACAUGCGCGGCUGCUGGUCCUUCUCGUGGGAGGCGUACAGCCUUAAGACCUCGGACAAGGCCGUCCUCUUCCGCCGCAUCUGCAUGUACGUCAUCCUCGGCAUCCGCACCGCCAUGUCCGUCAUCGGCGUCGUCCGCGACAUCGUGCACGCCCAGAUCGUCAGCCUCAUCCUAGGCAUCAUCCUGGGCGUCAUUGGCUUCUUCUUCAUCGCUUGGUGCCUUGCUGUUAUCGGCCAGUCCGAGGGUCGUCGCAAGGUCCUCGGAAUCAUGGUGGGACGAUGGCAUUUCGACAUCUUCUUGCUGGUCACAGCCUUCAUCCAUGCCGCGCUCCUCGUCGGAAGCUUCUUUGGCCUCGGCAGCGCCGGUGGCCACGCCACCUGGCUCAUUAUGUGGCUGCUCAUUUUCCUCGUUGCCUGGAUCGGCACUUGGCCUGCUGAGCAAGAGAGCCAUGUCUAA
Colletotrichum spaethianum is the source of this 723-nucleotide messenger RNA. RefSeq lists its product as uncharacterized. The transcript is spliced from 2 exons. NCBI's taxonomy places the organism in Eukaryota, Fungi, Ascomycota, Sordariomycetes, Glomerellales, Glomerellaceae. The coding region runs from base 1 to 723 and encodes 240 amino acids. The record is from RefSeq and is a predicted model, not a curated record.